AUGAAAUUCUUAUCGAUCUUGGCCACUUUCUUGGUAUUUAUCAUUGUUAUCGCUCAUGCAGUCCCCAUUGAAAGGAAGUUAGGGCCGAACGCCCACGCACUGGCGGAGAAAAUCAGGAUUAUAUACUGGAAUAAUGCCAACGAUGCGCUAAAAAUCUAUCAAAGCUAUGAUAAAGAAAUAAAAGAUUUUGAUAAUAAAAUAAAACAAGCCGCAAAAGAAGACGGUACAGACGAGAAAACUGUAGAAUGGUUAACGAAAUGGAAUGAAAAUUAUGGGGAGCUUGCAAAAGAAUUGAAAUCAUCCUCUGCACAUUUACUUUCUGCAAUUGAUAAGCUUAAGACAAAAUUAGGGGACUAA
Molecule: messenger RNA, 357 nt
Organism: Dentiscutata heterogama
Lineage: Eukaryota; Fungi; Glomeromycota; Glomeromycetes; Diversisporales; Gigasporaceae
Source: the annotation of a GenBank genome assembly